AUGAACCAAAGUUUUGUAUCAUCUUCCAACAAUGAGAAACCAGGGGCUGCUAUUUCUCGUUGGUCACGGGCAACAGCUUGUGCAGCAAAGAUUGGAAAAGGGUUGUCCAAGGACGAAAAGGCUAAAGAACUAGCUACCGAUUACUGGCUAGAAGCUAUUGAUCCGAGCCAUCGUUAUGGUCGCAAUCUUUAUCUAUAUCAUGAUGCAUGGUCUAAUAGCCAGAGAUCACAACCAUUCUUCUACUGGCUAGAUAUGGAGGAUGGUAAAGAGGUUGAUCUCGAGGAGUGCCGUAGAAUGAAUUUACAAUCUCAAGUCAUUCAGUAUCUUGGACCCAAAGAGAGAGAAGCAUAUGAAGUGAUUGUAGAACGUGGGAAGCUUGUGUAUAGACAAAGUGGUGCAUUUGUCGACACUAGCAAAGGAAUAAAAUGGAUGUUUGUGCUUAGCACAUCAAGGAGUUUGUACGUUGGGCAAAAGAAAAGAGGCACGUUUCAGCACUCUAGCUUUGUAGCUGGAGCUGCCACGAUUGCUGCCGGACGAAUAGUUGCCCGUAAUGGACUACUCGAGGCUAUAUGGGCCUACAGUGGUCAUUAUCGCCCAACUGAAGAGCAUUUCACGGAGUUAAUUCAGUUCCUUGAGGAACAGCAUGUUGACUUGAGUAAUGUUCAGAAAGGGCCAAUAGAUGAUGAUGUUCCACCAGUUGAGAAAGCAAAAUCUGUAGACAAUACAAGUGCGCCUCCUUUAGAAAACUUUAUUCCUCCUGUUAACACUGAUAAUAAAAGUGGAGUUGUUCGUAGUAAUGUCAUCUAA
Messenger RNA from Fraxinus pennsylvanica, 807 nucleotides. NCBI's taxonomy places the organism in Eukaryota, Viridiplantae, Streptophyta, Magnoliopsida, Lamiales, Oleaceae. The record is from the annotation of a GenBank genome assembly.